Molecule: messenger RNA, 2818 nt
Organism: Trematomus bernacchii (emerald rockcod)
Lineage: Eukaryota; Metazoa; Chordata; Actinopteri; Perciformes; Nototheniidae
Gene: snap47
Product: synaptosome associated protein 47
Exons: 5
Coding region: 246-1517 (423 amino acids)
Biological process (GO): exocytosis; synaptic vesicle fusion to presynaptic active zone membrane; synaptic vesicle priming
Cellular component (GO): plasma membrane; SNARE complex
Molecular function (GO): SNAP receptor activity; syntaxin binding
Source: RefSeq, a predicted model, not a curated record
UUACAGAGAGGAGUGUAGGGUAACACUGCUCAGGACAACAAGGUAAUGUUGUCGAUUAAUGUCUUGUGAGACGGAUAUAAUGGUCCACGAGGAAGUGAUAAAUGCUAAGAGGGUUUAUAACGUUUUAAUGACGCAAUCGUAAAGGCCGUUUCUUAUGAAGAUGUCAGGGUAAACGCCUCAGCUCAUCUGCUUCUUGGAUUCCUUAUUAUUACACCCUGAGGUGAAUCAGUGUAACUCCUUCCAAAAUGAGCCGGGAUGCUCCUAUCCACAGCUGGCCUGGCUCCUAUUACAUCAACACUGAGAAGCGGUGGGAAAUUGGCACCCUGUCCCUCACCAGGACCAUGGUGCGCUUUGUCUCUAACCAGAGUAAGGAGAGUCUUACCAGCUUUCGCCUUUCCAGGAUCAUGGAUAUCAAGAUGGAGUCAUCCAGUUUCAUCUUCAGCACUCUCACAGUGCUUGAAGAGGGCAAUGUGAAACACUGGUUUGGUUCCCUUAAGCCUAACAGGGUGGUGGUUUAUAACGUGUUAGAGCAUUUUUGGAGGGAACGCCUCCUGUCCCCUGGCUCAGAGCCACGGGGGGCCGAAUGCAAACCCUCUAAAGGCAGUGAGCUGAUCAGCCUGGUGGCGGGGGCCCAGAAAAGAUUGGAGGACACCGGCAAAGUCCUCAGCCACCAAGGAGAGCAGUUUGACAAUGCAAUGCAGGGACUGGAGAAGAUUGACUCAGAUCUGGGCGUGGCUGAUAAACUUUUGUCAGAGCUGGAAUCUCCCCCCUGGUGGCCUUUUGGUAAACUCCCCUGGAAAACUCAGCAGGAAGCUAAGGCGGAGGACGCUGCAAGAGCUGCGGCCCGUUCAGCAGCUGGUAAAGGCUCUGGUAGAAAUAAGGUAAUCGCAAGCAUCCCAGCUAUAGUGACCAAAGGAGGGGACUCGGACUUAAAACCUGGAUGCUUGUUGGUGCUGGUGUCCUCACUGGAGGUGCUAGACACAAACUGCCAACUCAUUCACCGCUUUGAAAGAAAUGACAUUGACGAAGUUAGAGUGCACAGUCCGUAUGAGAUCACUGUAAGACAGCGGUUCAUUGGGAAGCCGGAUAUAUGCUACAGGUUCCUGUCUGCCAAGAUGCCGGAGGCAAUGUCUGUGUUAGAGAUUCAAUACAGAAAAAAAGUGGAGUUCACUAGUGAAUACACUGCUUUCAGAGCAACUCCAGUUUCAUCUCCGUGUGACACAGAGGGGCAAACCUGGAAUGAAGGUCUGCUACAGAGGUGCCAAGACACGGAGCUCCCACUAGAGGUCCCAGCAGGAGCGCUGUCCCAGCUGCAGGUGCACAUCCUCCAGCCAUCUGUCAGUCAGUCUGAGGCCCAGGAACUGAAACAGAUGCUGAUGCAGCUGAAGAACCUUGCCCUGGAGGCAGAGACAGAGCUGGAGCGGCAGGAUGAUGUUCUGAACGACCUGACCAGCUCCACUGACCGAGCCACCAUGAACGUAGAGAAGCACACCUGCCGCAUGAAAAAACUGCUGUAGCUGUGACAGCGUCCCCAUGCCCCCCUUAGGGAUGCACAGCAAGCUUCCUAAUCGUCUUCAUGAGGUUGGUACAACGUUGGACCAGCAGCAUACAGCAGUUGGGACAUGCAUACUCAAGAUACUUGACAGCAUUUUUGUUGCAUAUUAUUACAUAAUCACACGGAUUUAAGCGUACAGAGUUUACGGAACGUACAGGAACUUGACACUAAACACAUUUACCAAAAUCCCUGAUAUUUGCCUUUUAGAUUAUGAGUUUUUCAGCUUACUAAGCAUUUCAUUUGUCAUUACUUUGUGGAGUCGCCAUUUGUAAAACAAUUGCCUAAAGUAAAAGCGGCACCCAAUUUCCCAUCCAGCACUAUGUUAGGUGAUGCUGAUGAUUUGGCUCUGCCUAUUUAACCUAUUGGUUUUGGAACCUGAGUUGUAUAUUGGUAAAUAGCUUGCAUCUAAUGCCUUCGGAAAGCGAAAUAUAACAAGCCUUAUUUUUAUCUUUGAACAAACACAUUUGUUUUAUUUAAGUUGGGCGGACAUAUUCCCCACUAAAUAACGUGUAAGCAAUAGAAUGACGGUUAAAGCUUUCCUGUUGCAUCACAGUAAUAUCCUUGUUACUGAUGAUGGAGUGCCAUUCUUUCUUUUUAUAACCUUUGCUUUCACAUUAUUGUCCUGCUGUAUCUGUGUCACUUGUCUUCUCCAGACAUUGUCUCUGUGCUGCUUUAUGUUGCAUGUCUUAAUAUUGCUGCGUUGUAUUGCAUCGAGAGAAAGGGUCCCAAGAUAUAGCCGAAGACUGUAAACGUGCAACUUGUUCUGGGAAUCUUGAAACCAGAACGGAAAAAACGUCCAUGAUUUGUUUUUAAAUAACGUAAACUAAAUACUCCAUAUUUAGCUCACAAUCUACUGUAUAUCUUGUGAACAAUUGACAAUUUAAUUCUGUAUAAUCUGUAAAUGACAGAUGCAUGUAUUGUGAUUUUAUUGUGUUCUAUUAUUACUGUCAACUUGUAAUUAGCUGAAAGUUAUACUUUAAAUUAUUUUUAAAAUAAUCAUUUCGGAGCUGUAAAUAAGCUUCUUUUGCUGAUGAUACUAAACUUAUCCUGACAUUGGAUAGAAAUAAACGAUCAGCUAUAAAUAUAAAGGGAAAAGUACACCUGCAUCUGUUUAAAGCAAACAAAUGGAAUAAAUGAAGCAACACUUGCAUUUUAGAUAUUGGAAUUAUUUAAUUAUUUAAUUCAUCUGAAAAGUAUCACAAUUGUAGGCCUGUCAUAGCAUGAUCUGAAAUAAAAGUAAGUCUCCAACUAUCAAAAGUAAAA